GGCAGCGCCGGAGCCUGGCGACAGAGCCAGGCUGAGCUGGCAGUCACCCACGACCCCACUUCCCUGCUAUGAUGGCCCGCCUGUAGCAGGUUACAGAACCCCUGGGGGCAUGUAGGCAGAGCUAGCGGCAGCCAGGUGCGUAGAGCCACAAGAGCUCUAGGGCACUCUGGGGCAGUUCUGCCUGCUGCGCUCUCUGGUGCCGGGGAAUGCCCAACUGCCAGGCGAGUUGGUAAGGAUAAGAACGUUCCCUUUUGGCCCAAGUGCGCUGCGUCCAUGGCGCUGCUGGCCAGUCUGGUGCUCCUGUGCUGCUUGGCACUUCUGACGCUGCCAGCCCAGAGCUGCGGGCCGGGCCGGGGGCCGGUUGGUCGGCGCCGCUACGUGCGCAAGCAGCUUGUGCCGCUGCUCUACAAGCAAUUUGUGCCCAGCGUGCCCGAACGGACCCUGGGCGCCAGUGGGCCAGCUGAAGGUAGGGUUGCCAGGGGCUCUGAGCGCUUCCGGGACCUGGUGCCCAACUACAAUCCCGACAUCAUCUUCAAAGAUGAAGAGAACAGUGGCGCAGACCGCCUGAUGACGGAGCGGUGUAAGGAGCGGGUGAACGCGCUGGCCAUCGCGGUGAUGAACAUGUGGCCAGGAGUGCGCCUGCGGGUGACGGAGGGCUGGGAUGAGGACGGCCACCAUGCCCAGGACUCCCUGCACUACGAAGGCCGCGCCUUGGACAUCACCACGUCCGACCGCGACCGCAACAAGUACGGGCUGCUGGCGCGCCUGGCCGUGGAAGCCGGCUUCGACUGGGUGUACUACGAGUCCCGCAACCACGUCCACGUGUCGGUCAAAGCCGAUAACUCCCUGGCGGUCCGGGCCGGCGGCUGCUUUCCGGGAAACGCCACCGUGCGCCUGCGGAGCGGCGAGCGGAAGGGGCUGCGGGAGCUGCACCGCGGGGACUGGGUGCUGGCGGCGGACUCCGCCGGCCGCGUGGUGCCCACGCCGGUGCUGCUCUUCUUGGACCGGGACUUGCAGCGCCGCGCCUCCUUCGUGGCCGUGGAGACCGAGAGGCCGCCUCGCAAGCUGCUGCUCACGCCCUGGCACCUGGUGUUCGCCGCUCGAGGGCCGGCGCCCGCGCCCGGAGACUUCGCCCCGGUGUUCGCGCGCCGGCUGCGCGCGGGGGACUCGGUGCUGGCGCCCGGCGGGGACGCGCUGCGGCCGGCGCGCGUGGCCCGCGUGGCCCGCGAGGAAGCCGUGGGCGUGUUCGCGCCGCUCACGGCGCACGGCACGCUGCUGGUCAACGACGUCCUGGCCUCGUGCUACGCGGUCCUGGAGAGUCACCAGUGGGCGCACCGCGCCUUUGCGCCCCUGCGCCUGCUGCACGCGCUGGGGGCGCUGCUCCCCGGAGGCGCGGUCCAGCCCACCGGCAUGCACUGGUACUCCCGGUUCCUCUACUGGAUGGCGGAGGAGCUGCUGGGCUGAGCGUUCCACACCUAGUAACCUCGAGGCACCCGCCGGAGCCAGGGCGUGGGGGCUGGGAUCUAGGAAUGUGGGCAGCGAAAGAUGUUGAUGGGGCGGGCGGGAGGGAGGAAAAGGGAGGAACAUGGAGGCGAUGCGGGACUGCCUGGUGUAGGGGCAACCUCCUACUGAUGAGGUGCUCCAGGUCCUAGGGAGGUGGGGUUGAUAGUGGGUACUCCUUGGCAAAGACUAUUUCGCCUCUUCUUCCCCAGUGCCCCAGUCCCACCCGAUAAUUUUAUUUUCUAUUUAUAAAUCAUAAUAUAAGGAUGUGCUUGCCCAGCCUGGCAAGAUGGAGGGGCUGGGGCACAGACACGGCGUUAACACUGUCUUACACGGCCAGUCAAUCUGACUUCUGACAUUGUCCUACAGGUGGGCUAAUAAAGGGAAAGUUUCCGGGA
This is a messenger RNA of Pipistrellus kuhlii (Kuhl's pipistrelle), 1898 nucleotides long. RefSeq names its product desert hedgehog signaling molecule (gene DHH). The record is from RefSeq and is a predicted model, not a curated record. NCBI's taxonomy places the organism in Eukaryota, Metazoa, Chordata, Mammalia, Chiroptera, Vespertilionidae. Gene Ontology annotation, molecular function: patched binding; calcium ion binding. The transcript is spliced from 3 exons. Gene Ontology annotation, biological process: cell fate specification; cell-cell signaling; multicellular organism development. The coding region runs from base 274 to 1464 and encodes 396 amino acids.